CUGCUCUCAGGUUCACUCAACGCAAUGAAUUGGAUUGAGGCCUAUUAGAAGAAGAUGGAAAAGGACGAGAGGAGCGAUGGCGGAAACAGUGGCAAGGGAGAAUAAAGCCGAGAGGACAGCCAGCACGCAAAAGCCGAAGAAAGUGGUUACUGACCUUGAGGUGCAAUAUGUCUCCAGUAACUCGUACCUACCUAGGUAGGUAGUACAGAGAUGUUUAGUGUCAAGUGAGGUCGGGGUGAAGAUGAGGCUGUUUUUUUUCUACUUUACUGUACCUUCCAUUCUUGGCUUGCCAUUGCUCCUUCUGAUCUGGUAUAUGAUGUUGGAAGGUACCUGGCAGGCUGGUCACAGUGCUUAGCAUUUUCUGUUCUUAUGGCUUUCCUCCCCAGACCGGCUUCUCUGGGGUUCAUGAGCUGUCAUCAUGGAAAUUGACAACUGCAAUAACAUUUCUCCGACCAUCAGAUUGGUUGAAUUGACUGCCUAGUACUGGGUACUUACUCCUCGGGUCCUUUUGUCUAUAAGUUUCAGACCAAAGCACUCGGAGCUUAGCUACCCGCCCACGAUCUUCGCCUACGUCGACCGACCCGGACGAAUGACUGUGUCCACCAUCGCAAUCAUCGCAGAGAAACAUGGAGCACCAGGAGACCGGGCCUGCUGAGCAUCAUGGAACAGAGGGCGAAACAUUGCCACUGCCUUCAGCUGGAGACUUGCCGGACACAACAACAGGCUCCGGGGAUGAGGAGAUCAACCGCAAACGCAAACGCCCGAAGACGAGAGACUAUUUUGAGCAGGAUGUGCCCGUGUCUGAAUGGCCGCCCUUGGAGGAACAAGGCACUGCUUCAAUCACAAAUACACCUGGAAAUUUCGGUGCUCCUCCCUUUGUACCAAAUACCGGUGGGCAGCUGCCGCCGCCGAAGCAUAUUGUGGUGUAUCGCGUGAUAUGCGACCGUCGUAAUAACGCCGAGGAAGACCACUCCCAGCAUGAAGACACCGCUUACUAUCAAGAUGAACCCAGAUUGUUUUACAGAGAUACAAGAGGGUCGGCCUUACGCGGGAGAUACCAGAUCCAGGACCUUGAAGCAUAUCUUGGAAAUCAACAGCCGCUAGCUUUCGUCGUCUACAAAGACUAUGACUGCCCACGAUAUCACGAUCUGAUGCAGAAGCAAUUCAUAAACAUCGCUCCUGAGAACAUGAGACGGGCGUCAUUUCUGAGGGAGAAACCCUGGUUUCAAGCUCUGCGAGACGAUACCGAGCCUGCGUCUGCGGUUGCGGAGCAAAUAUCCAUCUAUCAGGAUAACCUUGUGGUGGCUCUUGAGUCCCUGAUAUCUCAAGACGCUGAGAUCUCUGGCUUUUGGAACAGAGAAACCAGUUUACGGGAACCAUACGAUUACUUUUAUCACUGCCACAAACGCAUCCGAGAGUUGCUGUCCACCGUGGCCGAGCCUUCCGAUACGACAUCCCCAAGCAUAACUUUACUCUUGGAUUACAUCGAAUCAGAAUGCCGUGACCAAUGGUCGGCUGCAGACCGCAUCUUCGAGCAAGGAAAUGUGACAGAAGACACUUUCAGCAAACUAUUUCGGCCUGGCGAGAUCAUCAUUCGAGAUGAAGAUGGUAUGACUCAGGCUUAUAUAGCUGACCAUGUCGGAACGGUAACCAGCAGUCGCACAUCAAUCAGUUGCUGGAAGCUAGCCUUCGACGGAGCCUUCCACCGUGAAAACGAUCAGCUCCUUGUCGAGUGGCGCGGCGGUGGGAAAGACACACUCGCGUUACAGUGUUUGGAAGCGCGGCCGCUGAGGUUAGAUAAGACUCGGCAACAAGUCCAAUUGGAACAAAGAGCUAUCAAAUUCUGGCAGUGCAGACACAGACGUCUCGUCAGCUAUGACGGUCUUCAUGGCUCCAAUUUUCCUGUCCCGACGGGAUCUCACAAAUUUAUGAUUGAUGUCGACACCCACCGGACCUUGUAUCCCAGAAAGUACCCAGAGUACCCUUCAAACGAGCACGCGGAGAUUGACUUGUCAGAAGACGAACCUCCAAGCGGCAAGAUUGGAUUCUUGAUGCCCGCGAAGGUUCCUGGGUUUGGUUUCCACGACAAGAAGUGGAGAAGCUUGCAAGUUGAUCACAUUCGACCAGUGGACUGGAAUGAAAAUGCCUUCAAACGCGUUGUGCUCAAAGCCAGUAAAAAGGAGCUGAUUGAGGCACUGGUAACCAGCCAUCUUGAAAACAACGAAGCGACGGACGUCAUUGAAGGCAAGGGAACAGGCCUCAGUAUGUUAUUCCAUGGGCCUCCUGGCUCAGGCAAGACUCUCACUGCCGAAACAAUUGCUGAGAUUUCCAAAAAGCCGCUUUACCGGCUGAGCUGCGGCGGCAUUGGUACGGACCCAGAAAGCGUUGGCAAGAAUAUGGAAUCUGCAUUGCAUUUGGGGAUGAAAUGGGACUGUGUCGUUCUGCUGGACGAGGCAGAUGUCUUCCUGGAGGAAAGGACGCCGACCGAUAUGGCACGCAAUGCACUCGUGUCGGUUUUUCUCCGCGUCCUUGAAUAUUUCAAAGGCAUUCUUCUUCUUACCUCCAACCGUGUCGGCGUUUUUGAUGAAGCGUUCAAGUCCCGCAUACAGCUGGCAAUACGCUUCCCGAAUCCCGACGAGGAAGGCCGAGCGAAGAUUUGGGACAAUUUCUUCAAAGCCCUGCAGAAGUCCGGGGUCGAGAUGGACUCUGAAGACCUCGGGGACAAUGUCAGGAGUCUGGCUUGCAAGGAGCUCAACGGCCGGCAAAUCCGAAACAUCAUCAAGACGGCUCGACAACUCGCAGCCUUCCGUAAGCAGCGACUCGGCGUGCAGCAUCUGGAAUGCUGCAUUGAGGUGCUCGAGGAGUUCGACAGGUAUCUUGAAGACACUCGUGGGACAGAUGACUAGUACGCCCCGGCAACACAGGAUCAGAGCUGAUUAGCAUUGCACCUGCAUUAUGGAAGCGCGGAUACGAACCGUAUAGAAAUAUGUGCAAUAUGUGAGAAGGCAUUGAAAUUAUCCCGAUCAGGAACCAGAAUAUCCUGAUUAGACAUUUUCGGCAAUGAGCCGCAUUCAUCUCCAAGCCUUCCAAUGUGGAGUAAUUGAACAAGGGAACAGUCUCACCUGGCUUCGGUGCCAGCAUACCAAUCUGUGAUAUUAGCCUGCCUUACCAUCGGCCUUAGAUUGUUACUGGCGGUAGAAUGCGACGACGUGACAUUUCCAAGGUCCAUGGUGCCUCCAUCACAGGGCAGAGAGAUAGCUUCUAUAGCGAGGCUGCGCUGGCGCUCGUCGGCAGCCAACGCGGCUGUGAGGUCGCACGGCAGGAAUACAUGCAAAAUCGGACUGUGUGAGCCGCUUCGAGGCUCAGGCUGAGGGGCAUGCAGAAGGAUGUUGAGGCCCUUU
This is a messenger RNA of Exophiala dermatitidis NIH/UT8656, 3401 nucleotides long. RefSeq names its product AAA family ATPase. NCBI's taxonomy places the organism in Eukaryota, Fungi, Ascomycota, Eurotiomycetes, Chaetothyriales, Herpotrichiellaceae. The record is from RefSeq and is a predicted model, not a curated record. Gene Ontology annotation, molecular function: ATP binding; ATP hydrolysis activity. The transcript has 3 exons. The coding region runs from base 627 to 2906 and encodes 759 amino acids.